Molecule: messenger RNA, 5222 nt
Organism: Dermatophagoides farinae (American house dust mite)
Lineage: Eukaryota; Metazoa; Arthropoda; Arachnida; Sarcoptiformes; Pyroglyphidae
Gene: Su(z)12
Product: Polycomb protein Su(z)12
Cellular component (GO): RSC-type complex; ESC/E(Z) complex; nucleus
Molecular function (GO): chromatin DNA binding
Source: RefSeq, a predicted model, not a curated record
ACGAACAAAAAUAAUAAAAAAAAACAAAAUUGAGGGCUGAUCCAUUUAUCUAUUGAGGGGUGAAAGAUCUUUGUUGGUGUAUACAGGAAAAAAAAGGCGCGCACGUUUUAACAGUGAAAUGAGUUAGUUGAUGUGAAGUGUACAAGAUCUCUUGUCUGUCUGUCCGAUCGAUCGCUCGAAUCAACGUUCAAAUACAUGUUGUUUGAUGUACAAUGUGCAAGUUCAACGGCUACAAACUCAAGUCGUUUUGCAUUUUGUGUGUCUGUUUUUUUUUUUUUGGUGUAUUGAUUGUGUUCAAUUCGGAUGAAAUUCAUACAAAAUUUACGUUUAUAUGUUUAUCUCAAAUGAAAUUAAUUAAUCAAUUGGAUUCUGCAUUUCAAUAAGGCCUUACAAAAAACUAAAAUCUUUCAAAUUGACAAGAAUCAAAGUUUUUUUUUUGUUUUCGAAAUUCACCAAUUAUAUUGUAUUGGCCUCAUCAUUGUUUUAUGAUGAGCCAAUCAUUAGAGAAUGAUAAUAAUGAUGAUGAUCGUCAAUCGACAUCGCUAUUGAAUGGUAAUAAUUGGCAUUUACGAAAUUAUGACGAUGUUAUUCAUCAUCAACAUCAUGAACAUGACGAUGAUAAUGUGGCUAAAGCGAAUGAUGAUUCUACAAUUGCUACUGCUACACAUUUUAAUAAAGUUCAAUCAUCAUCAACAUUAUGCCGAUCGGUGGACUUUCACCAGACACCAAAUACCAUCGCUUCUAUUUUGCCAAAAAAUGCACAAACGUUGGAUAUGUUCGAUUCCAGUUACGAUGAAUGUAAAGUUGAAAAAGUUCGCCGGAGUGCCCGUAUCAAGCAAUAUUCAACCAGUAGAAAUAUGCGAAAUAUCCAUAAUGAACAAGAUUAUAUCUAUGAUUGGCCCGGUAGUGGAUAUCAUUUCCCUCAUUCUCAUCUUCAUCUAUCAGAUCAAGUGACAAUCAAAACUGGGACAGCCAAUAAAUCUCCAAAUUUUUUAAAAACUCAACAACUUAUAACUAAUCAACAAUCAUCGUCUCCAGAAGUUAUAACAGAAACGAUCAUCUGUAAUGGCUAUCAUCUUGAUGAUCAACCAAACAAGAAAAAAUUACGCAGAAACGAAGAUAUAACAAACGAGUCUUUAGUUGUGAAUUGUACAGAAUGUACAAAGAACAAGCUAGACAAAAGUCGACUAAAAAUGAAAUACAAUGUUGAAAAUGAAAAUGGUUAUGAUAUUGGAAUGGAAAUAGAUAUAAAAACAUCUCUGAGUGUUACCAUGACGGCUUCUGGUAUUUGUUCUGUAACUGGUAUAAAUAUCGACAAAGAUAACAACCAUACAUUGUCGCUUGUACCCACUGUUAUCGGUGGUUGUGAUGAUAAAGAUGGUCAUAUUUGCAAUGGCGAGGAUCAUGGUCCAACGGCAAUCAAGUUAUCAUCGAGUGAUGACUACGAGUUGUCAACGAUGGAUGAACAACUGCCUACCGAAAGUGUCAAAUCGAAAAAUACCUCAGAAACCAAACAUCCGAUUGAAUCGAUUACUUUCAACAUAUCACGACCAUUAUUCAAUUUUAAAACACAUCAUACAUCAAAUCAGAUUAUUUUUAAAGAGCUUAUACGCGAAAUCAAAACUGCCAAGCAAUUGAGUCAACGUGGCCGUAAACGUAAAAAACACCGAAUUACAGGUAAAGUUAACCAGAAACUACGACUAUUGAAUCAAAAAGAAAUCUACAAGUCACCUAAAUCUGUAGAAAACUGUCAUAAAGAUAGCCGUAAAAUUGCUAAACGUCCAGUACGAAUGCAACCUCGUAUGGACGUAUUCAAUGUUGCACAUAAUGUCAAAAACAAUGAUGAUGUUAUUCUUCUCGAAAAUGUUAAUUUCAAAUCUAAUAAACAUCCAAUGGAAAAAGUACAAAUUGAAAAAAAUGAAUCGAAUAAUGAAGAUCGAUUUUUUCGUAAAUUCAUACGAAAAUUAUAUACAAAAAAUACACAGCUACAAUCGGCAUCAAUCAAAACAAAUAACAUAUCCGAUCCGAAUAUUGUCAAUGAUGAGAAUUUAAAUCGAAUUACCACCAAUCAUACACCUGCAGCAUCUGCGAUACAAAAACAUCCGUUGGCCAAAAAAAGUAUCGUUAAACGAUUAAUCAAUCAAACCGUGAACAGUACAACGACGGCUAACAAAUCAGAUGUAGAUGCUGAUGCUAAUAAAAAAUUUGAAUUUGGCAAUAACAAGAUCGAUUUCAAGGAUCAAUUAAUUGGCAAAAAUUUUUUCAUGUAUCAAAGAUUGUUUCAAUUGUACAAACUAUGUGAAUACAACCAUUUGGAUAGACCAUUAUAUCUAACUUCUUCAUUAUCGUAUAUGAAACAUUUUCAAUGUGAAUAUAAUGCCGCUUUUAAGCGACAUGAUCAUAGCAAUAGCAACUUAAAUGGCAAUAUUCAACUGGAUAAUGGUGAUAGCUGCAAUAAUAGUAACGGUAAUAAUGAUAUCGAUAUGGAUCAUAAUCAACAAUCAACACAUAAUCCUAUCAUUCCAGAUAUCAAUGGACAAUCAGCCGAUAAAGAUAAAAACAACAUUGAUGUUAAUGGCAGCAAUGAUGAUCAAGAUGAACGAAUUGUCUCUACCUCAUUGGUAUUGGAUCCAUUGGCGUUGAAUUCAAUCACUGGUUAUGAAUAUGCUACCAUCGAUUUCUUUGUAUUACGCAGACAAGGUCCGAAUACGAUGCUCGAUUCUGAUUUAUUCGAUGAUUCAAAAAUAUACGUGGGUACGUCAUGCGUUCAUUUUGGAUCAAAAUCUUCACGCAUAAUAAACAAUCGUAUCAUCAUACCAAUAAAAUUACUAUUUGAAUUGGAUCAGAUUAAUUCGAAUGAAUUCAUUCAUUCAAGUGAAGACCAUAAGUAUUUUAUAAAUGCAGUUGUUACUUAUUUUCGAUCCCAUUCACAACUUAAAUCACAAUUCAUGGCCAAUUGUAAAAGAUUGAAUGGACAAAAUAAACCGAAUAAUGUCAGGAAUUCAACACAAAACAAAUCCAACAAGAAACCAAUUCUAGACGGUCAUCGCGGUAAAUCAAAAUCUGUAGAUGUAUUAUCAUCCAAGACUAUUGACCAUAAUAAUCUUAAUGACAAAAUGGAAUUUCAUUUUGGCUUCGAAUUGGAAAACAUUGAAGAUAUUCACUAUGCGAAAGAAUUACCAAACUGUCAUGAUAAACAAAUUAUUAAUAAUAAUAAAUAUCGUAAACGGCGAUCACAGUUAAUCAAAGGUGAAGAAACACAUAUGCUAUGUCAAUCAGAAAUGACACUAUCUGGUCACCGACGUCGCAUGAACAUUGUGACCGAAUUGAACAAAUGGCAUCGAAUAACAUCUGAUGAUAUAUUCUAUCGAGACAAUUCUAAAGAUUCAUAUUGUGGCUACUAUGGAUUUGGAGAUUGUAAGUGUAAACUUCGGUCAUCAAGGCGAAAUGGGAAUCAAAAUAAACAACAAAUUGAUGUGAAUUUCAUUACAUUUCGUUUGUUACGUACGAAUCUCAGUAACGAUAACAAUGAUGGAGAUUAUAGUGGCUAUGUGAAAAAAUUAUUCGGUAAUAAUGGUAAUCAACAGGUCAUUUCAUCCAAACAAUUGAUCUCCAUAUUCAAUGGUGGCCAAUUUACCACUUGGAAAAAAUUAGCACAGGCUCGAUCUCAGAAUGAUGAUGACAAAACAAUUGAUUGCCCAGAUUCGCAGCUCAAAAAUCAACGAGUUUUGCGGGCAAAUACACGACGACAAGCAGCAGCAGCGGCUGCUGCAUCUGUAUCGGGACAAAAUCUAAUCAACGGUCAUGUAGCCCCGAGAAAUGCGUCAAAACCAAAGCUAAUCAUACCACGUUUACUUCAUGAGACAGAUUCAUUCAAAAUCAUCUACGAAUUCUCACAGAUUCAAUCGAAUCUGGUUAGUGAAGAUAUAAGCUGUCCAUUGUGUUUACGACAAUUUGUUAUGCUGGCUCAAUUGGGUGUUCAUUUGAAAACAAAUCAUGAACGUUUCAUAUUUAAGAUGAGCAUGGAUCCUAUGAAUAAUUUCAUUUCGAUACAUGUUGGUAUUAAUAAACAAUUUGAUCCAACUUUCGAAACUGAUCCAUUAUUCAAAGCAUUAAAUUUCUGUCCUCAACAACAACGAACACGAAGACAGUGGCUGUCAAGAAUGAGAUGUACAAGACCAGAACGUCGACCGACAACAAAUCAUCAACCAACUACAAUGAUGAUAUCGAUUGGUCGUGAUCAUCGAUCAUUGUGUACAAUGUUCACAUAUAAUGAUGAGAGUAGAUACUAUCAAAUUGAUGUAAAUAGUCGAAUCGGUUCAUAUGAAGCUUUGUCUCAACGACGAGUAUUCUAUCAUUCACGUACAAUGUUGCCAAUAUUGCCUGCCGAAAUGAACGAUGAUAGUGAAACAGAUGAAAUCCAAUGGCGAAUGCGGCAGAAACGUCAUAUGAUGCAAGAUUUUAUCGAUGUAAAUCCUGGUGAAAAAACUGUGAUGGGACUAUGGAAUCAAUUUAUCAUGAAAUACAGAAAUCGUUAUUUUGCCGAUUGUCAUAUGGCGGAUGCAGUGAAAAAUUUCAUGAUAAUCAACACACCGAUGUUAAUUAGAUGUAAUCUGCGUCAUAAUUGCAUUCUUCAUCUGAUCAAUAUGUAUCGUUAUAAAUGCAUCGAUCAGGAUGUUGUCGAAAAUUCGGUUCGAUAUCUGAAUAAAAUGCAAUCAUACUACAAUCGAUGUCAAGAAAUGCUUCAACGUCGUGAACAAUCUUUAGAUCGACUACCGGAUUCGCUGGUCCGACUGAUGCAAUAUUUUCGGGUAGUGGAUGCACCUAUCGAAUAUAUCGAUAUAUCGUUUGAUGAUGAUGAAAAAAAUCGACAAUUAUACGAUAUUUGUAUUGUAGCUAAACUAUUUGAACAAUCGGAAAUUGAUCAGAUAUUCGGUUCGGAUGCUCAUUUAUUCUUAAGAAACAAAUCUAAAACUGAACGAACAAUCCGAAUGGUAAAUAAUCUUGAAGCCAUAGCAUUAAUAGCAUUGUUAUCACUUGGUGACGGUGAUAAUGUACGAAAUACGGUCACAUUGUAUCGUGGAUAUGAUCAAUUGGAAAAACAUUUACAACGAAUUAAACAAUCAUACGAUUCCGAUCGAAUGGCUGAAAAUUAUUUGAAUCAAAAAGUACAAAAUUUUCAUUACGACUGAUGGAUGAUGAACAUAAUUCUCCUAUAUUUA